AUGUGUGAAGAACUGAUUCAAGUUGCUGUACGACUUCGACCAUUCAAUCAACGGUCACAUGAUGGUUUCAUUCAAGCUCCUUCAGCAAUCUUUCAAGGUGAUGACAUUUCAUCGUCGUAUAAUUCUCAACGAAAACUUUUCGAUGAUUUCGGUCGAGAUUUAUUGAAAAAUGCAUUCAGCGGAUUCAAUUGUUCCGUAUUUGCCUAUGGCCAGACAGGAUCUGGCAAAAGUUAUUCAAUGAUUGGUUAUGGCGUUAAUCGGGGACUAAUACCAAUCACAUGUGAUGAAUUAUUCGACGAAAUUGAAAAUAAGAAAGAUUCUCAUACUCAUUUUGAAGUCACAUUAUCAAUGAUGGAAGUAUACAAUGAACAAGCUCGCGAUUUACUCUCGAAAAAGAUGCCAAACGCAUGUCUUACUGUUCGACAACAUCCAACAUUUGGCUAUUACUAUCCACAAGAUCUUCUUGCUAUACCGGUGGAUAAUUAUGAAGAUGUUGAACGUCUUUUAAGCGAAGGAAUACAAAAUCGAACAAUAGCUUCAACAAACAUGAAUCGUACAAGCAGUCGAGCACACACAAUUGUUACGAUUCAUCUCGAUCAAAUAAUUCAAAUUGAUGAUGAUGAAAUAAAACGAAUGAGUACUAUGCAUUUUAUUGAUUUAGCUGGUUCAGAAACACUUACUAAUCCAGGAAUAUCUGGUGAUCGAUUAAAUGAGCGAACAAAUAUUAAUCGAUCCUUAUCAACAUUUGAAAAUGUCAUAUCUGCAUUGGCCGAUAGAUCGUCAGGAGUAAAACAAAAAAGCUUUGUACCAUAUCGAGAAUCAACAUUAACAAAGUUAAUUCAAAAUUCACUCGGAGGCAAUAGUAAAACAAUAAUGCUUGCUACUUUAUCACCUGCCGACGUUAAUUACCAUGAAACAUUGAACACAUUGGUUUUUGCUGAUCGUGUUAAAAGUAUUAAAAAUUUUGUCAGCAUAAAUGAAGUUGCAUUUGAUAAAUUUAUUCUUCAAUUAAAAGAAGAAAAUCAACGCUUUAAAUUAUUAAUUGAAACAGGAAAUUAUAAUUUACAAUUAGAUGUCAAACCUAGUAUGUCAUCACAAGAAAUCGAAGUAAUUAGACAACAAACGGAAGAGAAUAUUAAUGGACAAAUUGAAAAUAAUGAAAAAACUUUACAAGAUUCAAAAUUACCAUGGGAUGUUAAGCUUCAACAUGCUCAAUUAGAGAAGAUAUACUCAUUGAUGUCAUUUAAAACAUCACAAGUCGAUCAUGCAUAUCCAUUUCUUGUUAAUUUACAUGAAGAUCCAAUAUUAUCCUAUGUUAUCUAUCAUUAUUUAAGUACAGACGAAAUAACCAUUGGUAGUCGAAAUUGUACAAUAUAUAUAAAUGGUUUAAGUAUAUUUGAACGGCACGCUAUUAUUCGGCAUAUUGAUAUGAACAAAUAUGAAUUAAGUCCAGCUGAACCAACGGCAAGAAUUAAAGUCAACGGUUAUAAUUUAAAUGGAAUUGCGUAUCUUCAACAUAAUGAUCGUAUUUUAUUUGGUGCAAAUCAUUUAUACGUAUUUUGUAAUCCAUUAGUUGGACAAGAAUCUGUAUCGGAUAUAUCGAAGAUAAUAACAUGGGAAUAUGCUCAAAAGGAUAUUGCGAAAGCAAAAGGUUUAUUAUUGGCAGAUAAUACAAUGAUUGAACAAGAAGAUCUUGAACAAAAAGUUUUAAAUUUGCUACCAUUAAUUUCGGAAGCUAAUUUAAUUAGUGAAGAACUUAAUAAAUAUCGAUUAUUUGAAAUUAUUCUUAUCCCACUAUCCUCCUGGGAAGGAAUACCAGUACAAGGUUCAAAAUUGUUGGUUAGAAUGAAAAAUAUUGUUACUAAUAAUGUUUGGUUUUGGGAUGAUGUUAAAUUUCUUAAUCGAAUCUACAUCAUUAAAGAUCAUUAUCAAAAAUUUCUCGAUGGAAAAGAAGAUAUUUUAUACAUUUCCAAAGAAGAUGAUCCAUUUUGGGAUCCACUGGAGGAUGUUCUUAUUGGUACUGCUAAUGUAUUUCUUCAAAGUUUGAUGUAUUGUAUGGAUUUCGCCGAUGAAAUUAGUAUUUUUGAUCAUAAAUUUUUGGAACAAGGAUGUCUUAGUGUUAAUCUAAGUCCAUGUUUGCCAAAUGGUGAUGCUUUAACGAAAGAAAAAUUUAUUGAUCAACCCGAUGAACUUCUUAAUAAACCAUACAAUUUCAAAAUAACCAUAAAUCAUAUUGAAAUCAAUGAUGAACAUUACAGUAAAUGCCUUCGUAUACGUUAUAAAAUUUAUAAUGAAUUCAAAUUUACUGAAACUAAAAUUAUAUGCCAACAUGCAUUGCGUGCUCGUAUAAAUCAAUCACGUAUUAAAACCAUACCUAAUAUUGAUAAUAAUUGGUUGAAUUUUUUUGAUAACGGUUGUAUUGUAUUGCAAAUAUUUGCUUUACAAGAUGAGAAAAAAUCUGGCACUGAUCUAUUUAAGCUUACAACUCGAGAAUUAAAAAUUAUUGAACAGAAUCGAGCGGACAAUACAUCAAUCCAUUCUAAUUAUUCAAAUAUAAGCUUACUGAAUGAUCCCAAAUUGAAACUUGAACUAACACUUCUUCAUAGAAAAUAUACUCGUCUCGAACAAAAACAAAAAAGUAUUCAACAACUAUGUCGAAAAUGGGAAACCAAUCACGAUCAUGCUGGACUUCAUAGAUCUUUGUCAGCAAUUACAUUUAGUUCUGGAACGAAGUUAAAACCAACAAAUAUGCAAAAUAAAGAUAAUCUUAUGGAAAUUUAUUUAUUUGGCAAAGAAGAACAAGAAUAUCUAAAUGAUAUUGAACAAAAUAAUCCAGACAGACUAAAAUAUUGGAAUGACUAUUAUGAAAAAUUGGCAUUGAGACAAAACAAUACUUCACUUUCGUAUCGUGUUAAUCAAAAAUGUUCACCAUUCUUUAGUCGAAUGAAUGCGAUUUCAUUUCAACGACCAUCACUAACUGAUCAACUGAAUCGUACUGAUCGAUUGGCCCGUAGCAGUACAUCGAAAUUGAAUCAGGACGACGAUCAAGCUAGUAAUAAUCGCACUCUGAAUCCAAGUCGAUUACGUUGGAAACGAGCGAUAAAAUUGAAUAAAUAUCAAAGACGAAAUGAACAAAACAAAAUACUUCUAAAUAAUGAAACUAAUUCAACAAUUUGUACAAUACAAUAA
This is a messenger RNA of Rotaria socialis, 3189 nucleotides long. The record is from the annotation of a GenBank genome assembly. Lineage: Eukaryota; Metazoa; Rotifera; Eurotatoria; Philodinida; Philodinidae.